AUGGACCUGCCGCCGCUGCAUCACCCGCGCAGCUACCAGCACCACACCAGCGGCGGGGGCGCGCCCGCCGUCGGUGCUGGUGCUGGUGCUGGUGCUGGCUCUGCUGGUGCCACCAGUGGCCAAGCCGCUGGCGCCGCGGUCCUCACGCCGAAUUCGGCCACCUCACCCGCGACGACGAUUCCGUCGCCGGCCUCUGCGUCGUACCCCCGCUCCCAGGACGGUGCCAGGUACGACUAUGGCGGCGACUCGGGCCAAGAAGGCACGCUCCCCGCUGUGGGCGAUGAGCCGCCCAAGAAGAAGCAGAAGCGCAACAAACCCACGCUGUCCUGCCACGAGUGCGUCGAGCGCAAGACCAAGUGCGACAGAGGGCGGCCACAUUGCCUGGCUUGCAUCAAACGGCAGACAGAAUGUCGAUACGCUCAUGUUGCGAAUCUACUCGAGGAGACCUCCCGAUCGGUGGCCAACGGCCGCCGCAUGACGAAGCCGCCAAAGAAGAAACCCGUGGCGGAUGGCAAAUUGUCAAUUCCAAACAUUGCCGAUAGGGGCGCCAUCGUUGAUCACGAUGCGUCGUCGCGUGGCGCUGUAGCACUCUCACUCGGACUACUUUCACACGUGCCGUAUUCGGUAACAGGAGCGAGCAACGUUUUUGGCAUUGGAUCCGAGCACCCAUUCGCAAACUACUGGACAUGCGAGGGAGGUCUUCCGGAAGUGAUAUCGGUCUUGCCCGAAAAGAUCCAGGCCGACAUCUUGUUGGCACGAUAUUUUGAGUGCGUCGACCCGGUGUAUCCAAUGAUCCACCGGCAAACAUUCUACGCCGAUUACGAGCACUUUUGGCAGCUAAAUGUGCCGGAGAGGAACAAGACAGAUGCUGCAUUCGUUGGCCUCAUUUUCGUCAUGCUUGCUCUCGGCACCCAGUUUGUCACCUCGACGUCGCCUAAAGAGCGCAAGCAGACGGCGGAAUUCUACGCUUCAGCGAGCAACCAGGCGCUGCGCAUGUCAUCAUACCUGAGCACAGCGUCGCUCAGUUCUAUCCAGGCCAUGGUUCUAUUGACUUACUUUCUCAUCAAUGACAAUCAUGCGUCGGAUGGCUGGGCGUUCGCCGGCAUUCUCAUUCGGCAGGCAUAUGCGAUGGGCUUGCACCGAGAUCCCAACAUAGUGACGCCAAAUGCAAACCCAUUCGAGAAGCAGCAGAGGAGAAAAGUGUGGCAGGCCGUCCUUUUGCAGGACACGUUCCUCACCGUGCUGCUGUCCCUUCCACCGUCAGCGACACACACUGAUGUGUCGGUGGAAGACUUGUUGGACGACAGCGCUUCCAUUGCCAGUAGCGAUCCGAUGGAUACGGCCUAUAUCCGGGGUUCCUGGAUGCUGGCAAAUCUGGUUCAGGAGACGAUUUGCUCGCCACGAUCAUUGGACCUUCCGAUAUGCGCAACAGCGAGACACAAGUCGAAACUGGUCGCCGACUUUCGCGCGGUGUAUAGAUCAUUUCCUGACGUCUUCCGGUCUUGGGACGCGUACAGCUUGACAAGGCUGGCAGCGACCAACAAGCGAAUCAUACGACAAACUCUGUUCUUGACCAGCAACUACUUCCACAACCUCAUGUUGGUGCACGCGUCUGAAUGUCCAGACGUGCCUGUUAACGUGAGGGGAACGCUGGAGGCGGCGCAUGACGCCAUCAGCGCAUUCUUCUUGCUGUUCAGCCUUCUGGAGUCAGAAGCGCGUGUCUGGUGGGUUUUCCAGCAUCGCGCAUUCCUCGAGGCGCUGUGCAUCGGCAACGUUCUGCGUGAGGUAACCAGGGAACCUGGAGGCAAGGACCUCCUUCUGCGGGAUCCACUGUUCGUGAGGGCAAAAGCCGAUAUCACGCGUAUGAUACAGAUUAUGCAGUUGAUGGACGAGGAAGGCAGUGUAAGCCUUACAAGGGUCAGCCUGCUGAGCGAAUAUCUGGAGUGA
This is a messenger RNA of Purpureocillium lilacinum, 1947 nucleotides long. RefSeq lists its product as uncharacterized. Gene Ontology annotation, molecular function: DNA-binding transcription factor activity, RNA polymerase II-specific; zinc ion binding; DNA binding. Gene Ontology annotation, biological process: DNA-templated transcription; regulation of DNA-templated transcription. The record is from RefSeq and is a predicted model, not a curated record. NCBI's taxonomy places the organism in Eukaryota, Fungi, Ascomycota, Sordariomycetes, Hypocreales, Ophiocordycipitaceae.